This is a messenger RNA of Eufriesea mexicana, 3684 nucleotides long. It is a transcript of the gene Ube3a, whose product is annotated as ubiquitin protein ligase E3A. Gene Ontology annotation, biological process: protein polyubiquitination. The coding region runs from base 530 to 3121 and encodes 863 amino acids. Gene Ontology annotation, molecular function: ubiquitin protein ligase activity. The record is from RefSeq and is a predicted model, not a curated record. The transcript has 12 exons. Lineage: Eukaryota; Metazoa; Arthropoda; Insecta; Hymenoptera; Apidae.
UGGUCGUGGCCGUGCAGAACAGUAGACAGCAGCCAAGAAGGAGCCGCAAAACAGUUAUUUUUUUUCUUCGUCUCGAUGUCCUAACAUUGACUUGAAAAAUUCGUGUAUCUACGAGAUCGACGAGUUACACAAUUACCGGACAUUGUACAUUGUGUGUUCGCGUUCACGGUGUUCACCUAACCUCGAUCGAACAUUCGUUUCAAGUUACGGACAAAUAUACCUCGAGCACAAACCACACCACGUUCUCUUUCUCUCUUUUUCCCUCUCCCUCUUCCUUUCUAAUACUUUUCUAUCUAUUCACUUUGUCUUUCUUUUUCUAUUCUAAUCCGAAGUGUAUACAGUAGUGCGUAAUACGCGGAAAAACGUAACUCGAGCAUCGUGGUGAACUGUCGAUAAGAGAGUCCGACUAAAUUUACUGAUAGUGUAUAAGUGGGUAACGAAAAUCUGAACAAGUAGAAAAAGCGGUCGUGGUGAGAUUUCUUAUUACGACCGACAAAAAGGGAGGCAAAAUUUCGAAGAUACACAGUCUAUGAGCGCCAAGGGCCAAGGGGACCCUGGAGAAGAUCACGCUUCCAGGGGAGGAGCAAAGAGCCCUUGCAGCGACAUGAAGCGUGCAGUUGCCAAAAAAUUAAUUGAGCGAUAUUUUUAUCAAUUAACUGAUGGAUGUGGUAAUCCUGACUGUGACAAUCAAAACUGUGCAUCAAGUGGCAAAGUAACAAAUCUUACUCCAAAUCAAGCUGCAGCACAGGCUAUUCAAUUAUUUUCCCAAGAAGCAAGACUUUGUGAUGGUACACAACCUAGUAAAGUUGCUCGAACAACAUUAGAACCUGGUCCAGCGUCUUUAGCUAAGAGUUUACCAGUUAAAAGUGUGAAUCCGACAUGUUCGGAUGAAGGAAAACAGGAUCCAUAUCUUACAGAAGCAAAACUACUGGAUAUAAUAGAAAAAUGUAAAUCAGAGGGCUCUUACUCAUUAUUAAUUCGUACAUUAGGAGAGGUAUUUUCAUGUGCAAAGGCAUUGAGUCUUAGUUUCCAAAAAACUGUAAAAAAUGACUCUCCCUUGGCUGCGCUUCUUGAUAGAGCUUCGGAUAGUCUAUUAAGGCCACCUGGUGAUAUGGAUAAGGAAGCAAUUCGAUCUAUUCAGGGAGAAGACAAAGAAGAAGACAGCAGUGAGCCAUCACCUACAGUUCCUAACAAUGAUGAUACCAGCGUUGAUUUACCAGCAGUACGGAGAGCUUUUACUGCUCUUUGGUCCUUACCAGGUGAAGGGUUCAAAUCUGCUUUGGUCAAUGCACUAGUCACUUUGGCAGAUAAUAUUGAAUUAGACUUGAGAGUAUUUCGUAUUAUGCCAUGGGAUAAUAUGGAUAGUUUGUUAAAUGUAUUCUUGAUUGUAUUUGAAAUUCCUAUGCUUGGAAACAGUGAAUAUCUGGAACUUGCUCUUCAUAUGCUUUGUAAAGCACUGAGUUGUUUCCCUAUUGUGGCACAAGCUAAACUAGCACGUGUAUGGGCUAAACAUUGUAAAUCUCGACUGCCAAGUAUUUUACAAGCUCUACAAGAAUUAAUAACUGUUAAGGUAAUAGGAGGUUCUUUUACGCGAGAUUAUUGCGUUCAAGAUGCAGAUACUAUUACUGCUCCUACAAAAGUUAUGAAAAUUUUAUACUAUGCAAGUAUGUUAGCUGGUGAAUUAGAUGAACCUGACUUAAAUAUAGACGAGGAUGCUGAAUCUACAAGUAAUGACAAAUCUGGAAGAUCUUCAUCACAAAUUCCCCAAGAUCUUUUAGCCAAGGAAUUAGGAAUUACUGCACUGGAUGCACGAAAACCAUUUAUACCUUUUACCGAUUUUUAUAAUGAACCACUUAGUGAUGCGAUAGAAAUGGACAAAGAUUUUGCAUAUUAUAAGUGUGAAGAACCUAUGAAAUUUAGUUUUAUGAAUUAUGCUUUUAUUCUCACUCCUGCUACAAAAACACUAGGCUUGUAUUAUGACAAUCGCAUCAGAAUGUACAGUGAACGUCGAAUGAGUUUCCUACAGACAUUCGUCGGACAACCUACUAAUCCCUAUUUAAGACUAAAGGUGAGGAGAGAUCGUUUAAUAGAUGAUGCAUUAGUCGAAUUGGAAAUGAUCGCGGUGGAAAAUCCAUCUGAUCUUAAGAAGCAAUUAGUCGUUGAAUUUGAAGGUGAACAAGGUGUUGACGAGGGUGGAGUCUCCAAAGAAUUCUUCCAAUUGAUUGUAGAAGAAAUUUUUAAUCCUGAUUAUGGCAUGUUCACAACUCAGGAAGAUACACAAAUGACUUGGUUUAAUCCAACAUCAUUUGAAAGUGACGCACAUUUCACGCUAAUAGGUGUUGUUCUUGGCCUAGCCAUAUACAAUAACGUAAUAUUAGAUGUUCGUUUCUCCAUGGUGGUUUAUCGAAAAUUACUUGGUAGAAAAGGAUGCUUUGCUGAUUUAGAAGAUUGGAGCCCGACAUUAUAUCGAACAUUGAAGGAAUUGAUGGAUUAUACUGGAGAUGAUAUGCCAGAAACAUUUAUGCAAACUUUUAGAGUGGCUUACAAAGACGUCUUUGGUUCGAUAUCUUUUCACGAUUUGAAACAGAAUGGUGAUGAGGUAUUUGUAACACAAAAAAACAAAAAAGAAUUUAUAGAUCUUUAUGCGGACUUUUUACUUAAUAAAUCGGUAGAAAGACAAUUUAAGGCAUUCAGGCGUGGAUUCCAAAUGGUCACAGAUGAAAGUCCACUUGCAUUACUUUUCAGACCCGAAGAAAUCGAACAACUUGUUUGUGGUAGCAAAGUUUUUGAUUUCGCGGAAUUGGAGGCCACUACAGAAUAUGAAGGUGGUUAUACUGUUAACAGUAAAGCGGUACGUAAUUUCUGGCGUGUUGCACAUUCAUUACCACCCGAAAGUCAACGAAGACUUUUGCAAUUUACAACUGGAAGUGACAGAGUGCCAGUUGGUGGUUUGUCAAGGUUGAAGAUGGUUAUUGCUAGACAUGGUCCAGAUUCUGAUAGAUUACCAAUAGCUCAUACAUGCUAUAACGUGUUACUGUUGCCAGAUUACAGUACAAUAGAGAAGUUACAAGAUCGUUUGUUGAAAGCAAUCAAUUAUUCAAAGGGUUUCGGCAUGUUAUAAAUGUGCAUAAAAGCUUUGAUAUCUCCCCCCAGUCUUUCAGAAUCCACUGAACUCCAAUUUGAAGUUCAAGAUUCUCUCCUUUUACCCUGCUAUGUGGAAAUAUUUAUUCGGAAUUUGUGCAAACGCAUGGAAAUGCUGGGAACCCCUGCUUUCGUAAGAUGAUCUAAAACAAAAAAAUCUAAAAUUGUCCCCUGAUACCGAGAAUACCUCGCAAUCGAUCGUUGUCCUCCAAUGUGUUUUUUUCCUCAUGCAAGCGGGAACUGGAAUUGCUGUACAAAAGUAAUACAAAAUUUUUACGAUAACGUGCUUUGCAACUUUCUUGCACCUCAUAUUAUUUAAGAUCGCCAAAAUUCACCAAAAACACUUUACGAGUCUUGUCGAGUUAUUUUGAUAACUUGCACUUUUCCGGCACUUCAUUAAAUCGAUAAAAACAGAAUAUUCAUAUCACUUAUAAAUCGGCUUUCACAGAACUACUGCGAUUUAUCUUGUUAAUUUUAUUUACAAAAGCAGAAAGAAAUGCAGCAUAGUGAAAUGCAUACAGCUUGGAAAUAAUAGUGAGAUGC